AUGGGUUAUCCAAAAGAAACACAAAUUUAUGUAGCAUCUGGUCAAGUCUAUGGUGGCCAAAACCGUAUGGCUCCACUAAGAAAUAUGUUCCCAAAUUUGGUAACAAAGGAGGAUUUAGCAGGAAAAGAGGAACUAACAACCUUUAGAAAGCACGUAACAAGCCUCGCGGCUCUAGAUUUCUUGGUCUGCUUGAAAUCAGAUGUUUUUGUGAUGACACACGGUGGAAACUUUGCAAAACUGAUCAUUGGAGCGCGAAGAUAUAUGGGUCAUCGACAGAAAUCAAUCAAACCGGACAAAGGAAGAACAGUCAAAAACAUUCCUAAAUAUGCAGCAGCCCAAUUUUAUAUAGACAAUGUUUUACCACGGAUAAAGGAGAAGAAGAUUAUGGCCUUAAAGCCUUUCGUCGAUCGACUUGGGUACGACAAUGUACCUCAAGAAAUCAACAGAUUACGAUGCCGUGUAAAUUAUCAUGCUCUCAAAUUUCUCCCAGAGAUAGAGCAGAUGGCUGAUUCACUUGUUUCUAGAAUGAGAAAUCGCACUGGCAACCCGAAUCCGUAUAUGGCCCUUCAUCUUAGAUUCGAAAAAGGAAUGGUUGGUCUAUCGUUCUGUGAUUUCGUUGGGACAAGAGAAGAGAAAGUUAAAAUGGCAGAAUACAGACAAAAGGAAUGGCCUCGGCGUUUCAAGAAUGGUUCCCAUCUCUGGCAGCUUGCCUUGCAGAAACGCAAAGAAGGUCGGUGCCCUCUUGAGCCAGGUGAAGUUGCUGUGAUCCUACGUGCAAUGGGUUAUCCAAAAGAAACACAAAUUUAUGUAGCAUCUGGUCAAGUCUAUGGUGGCCAAAACCGUAUGGCUCCACUAAGAAAUAUGUUCCCAAAUUUGGUAACAAAGGAGGAUUUAGCAGGAAAAGAGGAACUAACAACCUUUAGAAAGCACGUAACAAGCCUCGCGGCUCUAGAUUUCUUGGUCUGCUUGAAAUCAGAUGUUUUUGUGAUGACACACGGUGGAAACUUUGCAAAACUGAUCAUUGGAGCGCGAAGAUAUAUGGGUCAUCGACAGAAAUCAAUCAAACCGGACAAAGGGUUGAUGUCGAAAUCAUUUGGGGAUCCUUACAUGGGAUGGGCAACUUUUGUUGAAGAUGUAAUUGUAACCCAUCAAACACGAACCGGUUUGCCAGAAGAAACUUUCCCUAACUAUGAUCUUUGGGAAAAUCCUCUCACUCCAUGCAUGUGUAAAGCUUGAUGAUGAUGCUUUUGUUUUGAUUUGAAAUGAGAUGAGUUUGGUCUGGAUUUUGUCUGAUGAUGAGGAGCAACAAACUAUAGAAAUCGGUAGUUUCUUUUU
Messenger RNA from Camelina sativa (false flax), 1335 nucleotides. The record is from RefSeq and is a predicted model, not a curated record. Lineage: Eukaryota; Viridiplantae; Streptophyta; Magnoliopsida; Brassicales; Brassicaceae.